AUGUCUUCCUCCCCACCCCCGACCAUCGAGUCGGUAUCGAAUUCGAACAUGCAGGCCAUUUGGGAACAAGACGCUGACCUUGCCGUCUGCACAACCUGUGGCAACCAGUAUUCAUCCCACGAGGGCCCAGACGAAUGUCCUAUUUGCUAUGAUGACCGACAGUUUCCUUGUCCAACCGGCCAAGCCUACACGUCGCAGCGACAACUCGUUCCUAAGACAAAGUUUGAGCUUGCACCAGAAGCGUCAGACCCUCGGAUCAUUCGGAUCAAGCUCGAUCCUCCCGUAGGCAUCGGUCAAACCCCCAUCCUCCUCCUCACCAAGGCUGGCGUAGUCAUCUGGGACUGUUGCGGCUUUGCAUCCGUCGAGCUCAUGCAGAGUAUUUGCUCGAUCAGUCCCACCGGAAAAGUCGCGGGAAUCCUGAUCAGCCACCCACACUUCUAUGGCUGCUCCUUGUCCUGGGCCAAGAUGCUCAACUGCAACGUCUUUAUCUCUAAGCUCGACCGCGAAUGGUAUCAACGAGGCCUGCAUCCUGCAUCUGCACACCAGGACGUCUCUGCGCGCCAGCAGCACGUUGUAGAAGUCGAAAGCGACCUCUUUUCGCUUCCACAUCUUUCAUCUAUCACCUUCAUCCGAUGCGGCGGCCAUUUCCCCGGCUCCAGUUGCCUCUACUGGGACCGCGACGCAGAAGUCUCCCGGGAACAAGCUCCCAAGGGUGCUGCUGUCUUCUGUGCAGACACGUUCAUGGUGAUGCUUGACCGCAAAAGGUUCAGUUUCGCCUACAGCUUUCCAAACGUCAUCCCACUACCUCCACGCGACGUCGAACAGAUCUGGCUUCAGAUGCGAAACUUUGACUGGUCGGCCACUUUCGGUGGCUGGUCGGGCCGUCAAGUGCUAUCCGACUCCCGAUCUGCGCUUCUGCGCUCUGCUCGCUACUACAUUGAGAAGGAAGGUCACUCUCCAGACGAUUUUGAGGGGCUCAGGCAAGAUGCAGCUUGA
Messenger RNA from Sporisorium graminicola, 996 nucleotides. RefSeq lists its product as uncharacterized. The record is from RefSeq and is a predicted model, not a curated record. Lineage: Eukaryota; Fungi; Basidiomycota; Ustilaginomycetes; Ustilaginales; Ustilaginaceae. Bases 1 to 996 code for a protein of 331 amino acids. The transcript is spliced from 3 exons.